This is a messenger RNA of Theileria annulata, 1788 nucleotides long. RefSeq names its product Tax1-binding protein TRX-like protein, putative. The transcript has 12 exons. The record is from RefSeq and is a predicted model, not a curated record. Gene Ontology annotation, cellular component: PAS complex; endosome membrane. Gene Ontology annotation, biological process: positive regulation of kinase activity; phosphatidylinositol biosynthetic process. Bases 1 to 1788 code for a protein of 595 amino acids. Lineage: Eukaryota; Apicomplexa; Aconoidasida; Piroplasmida; Theileriidae.
AUGCCAGAUACACAUGAAUUUAUACCAGAAACCGCCCUUAGUAAAAUUGGCGAGGGCAGUUUGGAAGCCCGGAAAAGAGGCCUUGUGGCAAUUGACUCUUCAGUAAGGAAGUUCAUACAAUCACUCAACAGUAACUCAAUAACUCCUGAAGAAAGAGAUUCCAUGCUUAAUAACACUGUAAAAACAUUUCUUGAGUUUGUUAAGUAUAAAUUCCUGGACCAGCCGGAUCCAAAUUUACGUAUUGGAGGUUUGAUGGCCAUGGCCUGUACAGCUCUCUCACUUGAAAAAUAUUUAUUGGACUUUUGUGAGAAGUUCAUAAAGCUGGUGAUUCUAUCCUUCUAUGACCAAGAUAACAAAGUGAGAUAUUAUUCUUGCGAGGCCCUGUAUAACAUUGUGAAGAAGUGUAAAGUGGAAUCGAUUUCGUGUAUUUCUGAAAUUUUUGAUGGAAUCUGCAAGUUGACGUGCGAUAUUGACGAAGAUGUGAAAUAUGCAUCACAAAUAUUGAACAGACUACUGUGUGAUACAAUCCUGGAGUUUGAAGACGUGCCGCUGGACCUGAUCACAGAUAUCUUGGCUAACCGAAUUCUUGUCCUAAACCCACAAAUAAGACAACUUAUCGUAAUAAUUCAACAUUUUAUACUGUUAAAAGAAAAUAAUUUUAUAAUAGAAAUUGAUAUGCUUGAGUAUUUGCCAAAGGUGUUUCUAGGGAUCGCAAACAUGUUAACUGACAAUAACAAUAAAAUAUUGUAUAGAGAUGUAAGAAGCUCUGCAGAAAUGUGUUUGAACGACUUUUUGAUAAAGUUCAAGAAGAAAUACUCGAAAAGUAACAUGAUAAAGGAGGACUUUUUUAAAAUAAUACUGCUGAACUGUAAGAGGAGUGAGCAUGUGAUAAAGCUGUUGAACAUCGUGUGGAUCAGGGAAAUAUGCGCAAUACAGCCCCAAAUCAUACACUUCAAGGGGUUCUUCCUGCUAAUGGACUUCAUAAUCUCACAACUGUCAGACCCCAGUGAAGAACUUAACAAAAUCGCAACUGAAGCCAACCAUUUACUGUAUCGUAACGUCUCUGAGGUUAAGUCAAUCUCAUACAUUGAAAAGAUCCUCAAAGUUCUAGUUGAUAAAUUAGUCGACACACAAAAUGAACAAGUCAUCCUGUCAAUUCUAGAUUGGUUCAGUCUAAUAUUACAGAUUUGUCCUGAGAAGAUGGAUCCAAUGUCUGAAACCUUAUCAAAAUCAGUGAUACAGUGUUUUAAACACCCUCAAUCACAGAUGAUCAUGGAGUCGACCCUGAGGACAACCUUCCUGCUUAUCUCACUGGGAGAUAGUCACCUAGAGCUGUUAGCUGGAGAUUUGUUGAACCUAUUCAAAACUGAGAAAAAACUCUUGGAAGAUAGUGGGAGAGAAAUAGUGUUAAAUCUAUGUAAACAACUGGGAUUUGAACGGUUUUACACAAUUAUUACCAACUCUAUGAAACUGUCAACGGAAGCACAAGAAUUCAGAACUGAAUUGUUAACACCAGAAAAAAGUAACCUUUCAGAGCAGCUUUUGGAAAUUUGGAGCCAUAAUUUAUCAUCAGCUUUAUCAUUUUCAUUAUUUAUAGAAAAAUAUGAUCUGGCUCAAGAUUUAUUACAGAAAAUAAGUGGAAUGAAUUUGAAGUUGGACUUGUUGGUAAAGUUGGACCAGAUAGUUCAGCUUAUGGACACUCACAUAUAUUCAAGACUAAGAUUACAUUUGUUAAAGCCAGACGUAUAUCCAAGCCUGCUAAACACACUCCUGGGUAAUUCAGAUUAA